UGGACUCUCCUAAAGAUGCAGCGAUUCUCUAGUGGUGCCCCAAUCUCACCACUCAUCAAAGGAAACCGAGAUUUCAGUCGGAGUUUACAUCCAGCCUCGAUAGCGUGAUCAUAAUCCUCAUGGGAGGAAAGACACCCUGGUUCAUCUUUAUUCUAUGGAGCAUUCCAUAUGUGGUGAUUCAGGCGGGUAUACCUCCUCCAUACCCUCUCACCCAGACGACGGCUCGACCCAAACGACUCGAAGACCUGACACCAGAUGACAAAGUCCGAAUUCUGUCCGAGCGUGGAAGUCCCGUCACUGCUGUCUUGCAAUUUAUCGAGAACAUCGCUUCCUUACAACCGAAUGCUUCCUGUCGAAGAACUUCCCUGGAUGAAUUUUCCAGCCAGGGAUUCGAUUGGCGCCAAUCAAACAAGUUCGAUAAGUUCGAAAAGCAGAUGAAAUCUGCUGUGAAGACUGCCAAUGUUCUCAAUCAUUACUUUCUAAAGGCCUCCAACGACACUGAUAUCGAUGCCCUUUUCUUCUACUCCUUGGCUAAAGCCAAUGUGGAAAGCGAUCCUUCACUGUCAAGUAGCAGCAUUGUCCUUGCUUCAGAUUCGGGCGACUUCUUUGUACCUCUUGCCUACAGAGGUAAGGAUGGCAAGAUCAGGUCCAGGAAUUCAGCAGGUUGGUUCCUGGAUCGAUGGCCUGGCAACGAUUGGUUCUGGGUUCUGGAAAUGGGAAACUAUUCCGAGCUUUUUGAACAAGUUGCGAACGGCAGCGAUCUAGUGGUGACAACAGAAGAUGGAUACUGGUCAGCACCUUACAUUGACUGUAAUGUAUCAUCAGUUUGGCAUGUCACAUAUGGUGUUCCGUUCUUCUCUAGAACCGCCGAUGAGCUUUAUUUCAAGGGCGUCGUCUCCGUGAGCAUGCCAAUCAUCAACGUCGACAUCAACCAGUGUGAUGGGGAAUCCUAUCUGUCUGCCUUCUCAUCAUCUCACCAUUGUGAUCAUUCUUCAACACAGUGUGUGCCAAUUUCAAACAGCGGUUUCCGAAGAGGCGCUUACCGAUGUUACUGUAAGCCCAAUUUCUAUCCUGCAUCCGGUGUAGUGCAUCGACGGAGUAAAGACUUCUUCGAUGGUGAACUCAUUGAAAAGGCUUAUGUGGAGAGUGUUCUGAGUGGACAAAAUACUUUCAUCCACAACUUCCACUGCCUGCCUUGUCGAGUCGGUUGUGAAAUGUGUAUGGGAGACGAGCCAUGUUAUGUGGAAUACGGUCUUCUACUACGCAGUUUAGUAUUGUGCUUCCAAAGCUUUUGCAGUACUCUUGUCAUCAUUCUGAUCAUAGUGGUUUUCGUCUUACGGAAGAAAAGGAUUUUCUCCAGCUCUAUGUGGGUAAUGCUGGAGACUAUAUUAGUCGGAGCUCUCUUUCUCUACCAAACGGUAAUUAUUCGUUAUUUUGAGCCAAGUGUUAUUACUUGCAUGUUGGAACCAUGGUUUCGAGGGUUGGGCUUCGCAAUAUGCUACGGAGCCAUAACAUUGAAAAUAUACAGGAUUCUGGCUGAAUUUCAGACAAGGAAAGCCCACAGAGUUUGUGUCAGAGAUAAAGAUUUGCUCAAAUAUCUUAUGGGUAUCAUUACAGUAGUAAUUGGGUAUCUGCUGGCCUGGACUGCAGUAAUAAUAGAUAACAUGAAUGAAGGCUACAGCGUUGUUUCUCACGAGCAAACUUCAAUGGGCUUAAAGUACGUCAUCUGCCGAGCGCUUUGGUGGGACUACGUCACAGAAGUCGGUGAACUUCUUUUUCUGCUGUUCGGGGUGUUUCUCACAUACAAAAUACGCAAUGCAAGGUCUGAUUGUUUCCAUGAGAAGGAAACUUUGGCUUGGUCAAUAUACGUUGAAGCUCUGGUCUCACUGCUUAUGUACUCGAUAAGGCAUGUUGUGUGGUCCAAUCUUCAGCCUGAUUACAUCUACCUUUUGUAUUUUCUUCGCUGCCAGUGCACUGUCACUAUCAUCCUGUUUUUCAUCUUCGCACCAAAAUUAUGGUAUCACGCCCGUCCCCCAGAGAUCAUGGAUUACCAGUCGGGGCGUCAAUUAUCGUCAUGUGGAGAUGUUCGAGAUCACAUGCCGGAAGCGAUGAAACUACAUGAGGCCAUUACAUCAAAUGGAGAAGUCGAUUUUUCAGAUAUUAACCUCGGUGACAUGGACCCUGAAGAUAUCCGGACUGAGUUGCGCAGAGUAUACACUCAGCUUCAAAUCCUGAGAAACAUCACGAUGCGGAAAGGCAAUCCGCACAUCUCAAGACGCCGUGGAGGACGAAAGGGAACUCACCGCAGGUUCUCUUUGCAGACAUUCCAUCAUCGUCACAAACACUGCCACGAACACGAAGUGACAGAAGUCUCCAAGACACCGGAAGAUUCUACAGCGAGUAUCGAUGGAACAGUAACAGGGACAGGAGACAGUUCGUCAAUCAGGCAGGCCGAAGAGCAGUCGAGUGUUACUUUCAAAGAAGGUUCGAAACAAUGAGCAGAUGCCAAACAGGCUGGUCCAAAAUGCGACUUGCCAUUGGCAGGAUCUUCUAUUAGAUCUUGGGAUUAGGUGGUUUGUAUGUUCCAAAACUCAGAAGCUCAAUUGCUCAUUCAUUCCCUUAUGACACAUAAGAAUCAAGUGUUGAUUAGUUUUUCGUGAUUAUAUAUCAUAAUUGCUUUCUGAGGCACUAUUAGAAGCGUUAUUAAGUUUUUCUCAUAAGUAUUAAACACAAGAUCAGAUAGUUUGAACUCAAGGUAUUAGCGCUGUGGGGAAGCUAAAAAAAAUUAACUUCGGGCAGAAAACAUGCUCUUUGAAGUAUAAUUAGUACACCAUUUACUCAAUGUACAGCAGUUGAGACUCCAAAUUUUAAAAGACAUCGUUGGUCAGAAAUAAGUCAUCAAAAUGAUGGCCAAUUAAAUUUUUUCAAAAUUCUGUUCUUUUUUAUCAGUUAUUUAAUUUAUAUUUCAUCGUAUUUGAUUAUUAUUUGAUGAAAAAGAUUCAAAAGAGGAAGUGAAAAUCUAACGAGAGAAUUUCUACAUUUUUAUUUAAUAUUGUUGAAAAUUUGUUUGAUGUCGUCAAACAAAUUAUGAGGAUGAUUGAUAUUCACCAGAAUCCCCUCUCAAACUUCAAAAUUGAUAUGCAAUUAUGGUCAAAAGAAAAAUUGCUUUCAAAUUAAAUUUUAGUUUCUUAUUCUUCUGUUUUCAAGCAAUACGCGAAUUAUUUUUGGAGCACUUGAAUAUACCCCAUUCAAAUUCUCACGUGAUAUCAGCGGGAGGAAGUUAGACGUUCAAAGUCAAACUGUUAAACGGAACAAGCUAUAUCAAACGUUUUUAAAAAGUCAUCUUAAAGCUAGUAUCGAGCAGCUGCAAAAUCCAGCAUUCAAAAUGCAUUAAAACGGACUUAGCGUAUCCAGCUGUUCUGCUAUGAAAACAGUGUUCCCCAAGUGGCAUUCAAGAAAGAACUUUGAUUUAUUAAUAAACUUAAAUAAAAAUGUGGAUUUUUUCGUCUUUAUUUAGUGUUUUUUUUUAACUUUUAGACUAAA
Argiope bruennichi is the source of this 3543-nucleotide messenger RNA. RefSeq names its product probable G-protein coupled receptor 158. Gene Ontology annotation, biological process: G protein-coupled receptor signaling pathway. Bases 120 to 2498 code for a protein of 792 amino acids. Gene Ontology annotation, cellular component: membrane. The transcript is spliced from 12 exons. The record is from RefSeq and is a predicted model, not a curated record. Lineage: Eukaryota; Metazoa; Arthropoda; Arachnida; Araneae; Araneidae. Gene Ontology annotation, molecular function: G protein-coupled receptor activity.